CACUGAUGUGCGUUGAUGAGGCUGCACUGAUAGGCGGCACUGAUGGGCGGCACUGAUGGGCACAGGUGGGUUGCACUGAUGGGCACAGGUGGGUGGCACUGAUGGGCACAGGUGGGUAUCACUGCAGGACACAGGUGGGUGGCACUGAUGGACACAGGUGGGUGGCACAGGGUGGCACAGGUGGGUGGCACUGCAGUGCACAGGUGGGUGGCACUGCUGGGCACAUCUGGGUGGCACUGAUCAUCAGUGCCCUAAUGAUCAGUGCC
Messenger RNA from Staurois parvus, 266 nucleotides. NCBI's taxonomy places the organism in Eukaryota, Metazoa, Chordata, Amphibia, Anura, Ranidae. The record is from the annotation of a GenBank genome assembly.